AUGAUUAACAAAUUACGUACCUGGGUGUCAGAGAACCGAAGUCGAUUGAUUGACGAUAGCUCGAGCACCAACCUCGACUUGAGCUACAUUACCUUGAGAAUAAUUGCAAUGGGGUUCCCAUCAGAGGGAUUCGAAAGUCUUUUCCGUAAUGCACUUUGUGAUGUCAAGAGAUUCUUGGACAGUCGACACUCAGGACACUACAAGGUGUUUAAUCUGCGAUCAGAAAAGUUGUACGACAAUGAAAAAUUCAAUGCACCAGUGGCAAACUACCCCUUUGAUGAUCACCAAUCACCACCCUUUGAUCUUCUGCUCAAGUUUUGUAAAGAAGCUUCAGAGUGGCUUGAACAGGAUCCAGAUAAUGUGGUUGUGGUACAUUGUAAGGCUGGCAAGGGCCGAACUGGAACCAUGAUAGCAGCAUUGUUGAUUUAUCUCGAGGAUGCCAAAGAUGCCGAUCAAGCAAUAGAAAUCUAUGCUGCAAAGCGAACCUUGGACGGAAAGGGAAUUACUAUGCCAAGUCAAUUGCGAUAUAUUCACUACUUUGAUCAAAUGUUAAAGACCCCAUUGUUCUCAGACGUUAGAGAGCUUUCGAUUGUUAGCUUGACAAUCAACACGAUUCCUCGUCCUUAUCGCUACAAUGUAUAUACCACAGCGGCAAAGAGAUAUACAACCAAAUGUACAAUUGAUCGUACUUUUGACAGGAUCAUAAUCAAUACACUGGGGAUACUCUCUUUUAGCGGUGACUUUAAAGUUGUAUUUUAUCGCCAAGGUCUAUUUGGCUUCAAGGAAACUCCAAUCUGUCACUUUUGGCUACACACAGCAUUUGUUCCAACAAACAAUAUGAUUGUCCAUCUUAAAAAACAGUCAAUUGACAAGGCAUCCAAAGAUACCAUGUGCCAUGAAUUUGAUGCUGAUUUUUCAAUUGAUAUUGAAUUUAAACAAAAAUAA
This is a messenger RNA of Phycomyces blakesleeanus NRRL 1555(-), 945 nucleotides long. RefSeq lists its product as hypothetical. Lineage: Eukaryota; Fungi; Mucoromycota; Mucoromycetes; Mucorales; Phycomycetaceae. The record is from RefSeq and is a predicted model, not a curated record. Gene Ontology annotation, molecular function: phosphatidylinositol-3,4,5-trisphosphate 3-phosphatase activity; protein tyrosine phosphatase activity. Gene Ontology annotation, cellular component: cytosol. The coding region runs from base 1 to 945 and encodes 314 amino acids. The transcript is spliced from 9 exons. Gene Ontology annotation, biological process: protein dephosphorylation.